AUGAUAAUCGAUGGUCACCUACAAGAACUAAUUAGAUACAUAUAUGGUGACCUCCAAACAAGAUGGAACGAUCGCCAAUACAUCCUAGAACGUGCAAUUCUCAUAACAAAAAAUAAAGAAGUUGAUGAGAUUAAUAAUCGCGUUCUAUCCAUCUUUCCUGGUGAAGAAAGAACAUACAACUCCGCAGAUUCCGUUGUGGAUCCUGAGAUUGCUAACA
Acaulospora morrowiae is the source of this 217-nucleotide messenger RNA. The record is from the annotation of a GenBank genome assembly. NCBI's taxonomy places the organism in Eukaryota, Fungi, Glomeromycota, Glomeromycetes, Diversisporales, Acaulosporaceae.